Molecule: messenger RNA, 363 nt
Organism: Emiliania huxleyi CCMP1516
Lineage: Eukaryota; Haptophyta; Isochrysidales; Noelaerhabdaceae
Exons: 7
Coding region: 1-363 (120 amino acids)
Cellular component (GO): signal peptidase complex; membrane
Molecular function (GO): serine-type endopeptidase activity
Source: RefSeq, a predicted model, not a curated record
AUGGCGCACCAGGUCCUCAACCUCGCCAUGAUUGUGUGCUCGGCGCUGAUGAUCUGGAAGGGCCUGAUGGUGGUGACCGAGUCGGAGAGCCCGGUGGCUGACCGAGAGAUCCCGAUCGUGCACCGAAUCCUCAAAGUGCACGAGAAGGUGAGCGGCGAGGUGGACGUCCUCACGAAAGGGGACAACAACGCGGUCGACGACCGCGGCUUGUGCGCGCCCGUAGAUGGGAGAGACACAGACGCCGUGGCGGUCUGCUACCUCCCGUACAUCGGCAUGGUCACUAUCAUCAUGAACGACUACCCGCUCGUCAAGUAUGCCCUGGUUGGCAUCAUGGGGCUCUUUGUGCUCACGACGAGAGAAUGA